CUUCCUGAAAACUUGCUGAGCAAGUAUGACUGGAUCAAGCAGUGGCAGCUCAAAGAGAAACCAGACAGGAAGAUGGGAGAAAUAAGUGAUGAAAUUAAAGAAUAUUUAAUGCUUCUAAGGAAAAAGUGGAAGAAUAUAAGUGAAAUCAAGGAUCCUAUUGAGAAACAAGAAGCUUGUGAUAAAUUGUUUAAAAAUGAACAGGAGGAGUAUAGUCUCUAUGAAGCGCUGAAAUUUUUGAUGCUUAACACUGCCAUCAAAUUAUACAACGACGAUAAAAAUGGAAGGAGAGUUCCUGUCUUCUCAUGGUUGCUGUUUGCACGGGAUACAUCCAGCAACCCUUGCCAGCUAAUGCAUAACCACUUGAAUCAUAUUGGUCACAGUGGAGGCCUUGAACAAGUGGAAAUGUUUCUCCUUGCUUAUGCUCUGCAGUAUACUAUACAGGUGUAUCGCCUGUAUAAAUACAGUACUGAUGAAUUCAUCACACUUUAUCCCAAUGACCCAGAGGAGGACUGGCCUGUGGUGACUCUCAUAACUGAAGAUGACAGACAUUAUAAUAUUCCAGUCAGAAUAUGCCAAGAGACUAUGCUGUAAAGAAGUGAUUUUUUUGGAGACAAACUUGUGCUGCUCAGUGAGGUUUCCAGUGCUGUUUGGAAAGAGGAUGAUGAGGAAAUCUGUUAAAUCUACAACUUGAAAUC
This is a messenger RNA of Apaloderma vittatum (bar-tailed trogon), 695 nucleotides long. It is a transcript of the gene OTULIN, whose product is annotated as OTU deubiquitinase with linear linkage specificity. Gene Ontology annotation, biological process: protein linear deubiquitination. Lineage: Eukaryota; Metazoa; Chordata; Aves; Trogoniformes; Trogonidae. The record is from RefSeq and is a predicted model, not a curated record. The annotation marks the transcript as partial. The transcript has 3 exons. Gene Ontology annotation, molecular function: cysteine-type deubiquitinase activity.